CAUAUUAUACUAAAGUUUUAUGCUCAUUUUGCUCAUUGGCUAUUCAGUAUUAUUUAACAUUUUCUUUAUUUAUUUAUUGUGAUUUAUAAAUUAUUGUUACUUAGAAGUGCCAAGUGGUUGCUAAUUGCUAAUCAGUACUUACUACUUGUUAGUUGCUAAAACUAGAACUUGUUUUAGGUGGUGUCUUUUUUAUUUAGCCACUAGUAAUCCUACCUAUCAACAUUCAACUUUUUUUCUUUUGAUUUCGUGCACUGCGACGUAAACAUAGAAGUUUCUAAUCAUGGAAUCAGAUAAAUCAACUUUUCAACCUAUAGACUUAGUGGGCAAAGUUAUUAUUAAAGUUCAAUUAGGCGAUGACAUAAGAAAAGUAUUAAUUCACAAUGAGUCUAUUACAUAUGAUGAAUUAUUAUUAAUGAUGCAGCGAAUAUUUAAUGGAAAAUUAACAGCUAAUGAUGAUCUCACUAUCAAAUACAAAGAUGAAGAUGGAGAUUUAGUAACUGUAUUUGAUAGUCAAGACUUAUCAUUUGCUUUACAAACAAGUAGGGUCUUAAAAUUGCAAGUAUUUAUGAAUAAUUUGAAUUAUCAAGAACGACUGAAAUCAAAACUAAAUGCUGAUGAACUUAAAAAACAACUGCGAGAAAUAAGAGAUGCUGUCACAUGGUUAUUAGAUACAAUUGAAAUUACCAAUGAAGGAAACAAUAAUAAUAUGUCAAAUUCUAUACAACAAGAACCAGUAAAUAUUGCAUCACCAGAAAUACCAACAGAUAAUGGAGUUACUAAAGAAUUUGAUCCAUUACGUAAUUCUAAAGAAGAAUGUUCAAAAACUCCUCAAACUCCACAACCAGUUAAAUCUGAAGUAUCUCAGGAUAAUUUGGCUGUAUCUCAACCUCAAAGACAAACACCGCCAGUUCAACAGCCUCAAAUUAUAUAUAAUGGACAAUCUCAAGCCAAUAUGAAUCAACACAAUCCUUACUCUGGAGGGCAAAUCCCACCACCACUAGGGCCUCAGACUAAAUGGGUGAAUCCUUAUCAGCAACCAGGAAUGCGUGCGUCCUAUCCAACUGCUCAAUACUCUUACCUAUAUUCGGGACAGAUACCAGCAUCUGGUUAUUCUCAAAUAACAGCACAAAUGAAGCACCCUACUGGAAAUCAGCCUGGUCAUUCGUUGUAUUAUCCGACUAAUACAACCCCUAAUCCUCAAUAUUCUACUUCUCAGUAUCCAGGACAAUAAUAAAAAGUUACUAUAGUAAAAAUAUCAACUGAAUGGACUGAUUUACCCAUUUGAAAUAUUUAUAAAAUAUAAAUAUAGUAUUUUAUAAGUACAUUCAAAACUUGUUUCAAACUUAAAAAUAGUUAUUGUAAGGACAAAAUUGAAUGGUGUUGAAUGGUUUAUUAAAAAAGACAAAUGUUUAAUUAAUA
This is a messenger RNA of Rhopalosiphum maidis (corn leaf aphid), 1419 nucleotides long. Its product is annotated as protein TFG-like. Lineage: Eukaryota; Metazoa; Arthropoda; Insecta; Hemiptera; Aphididae. Gene Ontology annotation, cellular component: endoplasmic reticulum exit site. The record is from RefSeq and is a predicted model, not a curated record. Gene Ontology annotation, biological process: endoplasmic reticulum to Golgi vesicle-mediated transport; COPII vesicle coat assembly. The coding region runs from base 281 to 1231 and encodes 316 amino acids. Gene Ontology annotation, molecular function: identical protein binding. The transcript is spliced from 7 exons.